AUGCAGCCAAGUCCCAAGAUACAUGGUCGGCCCGCCGAGGAGACAACUCCUCUCAAGACCUACACUAAAGAGCGCAAAUCUCAUGAUCCCUGGGUACACCUGUUGGCCGGCGCGAGCGGAGGUUUCGCCACGGCCAUCGCAACUUCUCCCCUCGAUGUAUUGAGAACCAGACUCCAAUCCGAUUUUUAUCAACGUCCCUCUCCCUCCGCGAAUGCCGCCAUCCCCCCAAAUACAAGCCACAAGACACUUCGCAUCAUCGGCAACAUCUACCGAGCAGAAGGAUGGCGUGCAUUUUUCCGUGGUCUCGGCCCUAGUCUGGCCGGCGUGGUCCCGGCGACAGCCAUCAAGUUCUAUGUCUACGGAAACUGCAAGCGGAUCGGAGCCCAAGUGCUAGGCUGCGGCGAAGAUUCAACCCUGAUCCACGCGCAGGCCGCCAUCUCCGCCGGCAUCGCAACCGCAACGGCCACCAACCCGAUCUGGCUGGUCAAGACACGGCUGCAAUUAGACAAGGCCCAGGCUACGACAGGAACCCGCCGGUACAAGAACAGUCUCGAUUGUAUCCAGCAAGUGCUGCGCCAGGAGGGAAUCCGAGGCAUGUACAAGGGACUCAGCGCGAGUUACUUGGGAUCCGUAGAGACCGCCCUGCACUUAGUCCUGUAUGAACGAUUGAAGACUAUGUUGAACAAGUCAUUGGGUUCCCCGGAUGGAAUGGAAACGGCCACACAAAAGGAAAUCACCAGCUGGAUCAGCACAACCGGGGCGGCGGGAUCUGCCAAGUUUGCUGCCGCUCUCAUCGCAUAUCCACACGAGGUUAUCCGCACUCGACUUCGCCAAGCCCCUAUGGAGAACGGGGUCCCGAAAUACACCGGCCUGCUCCAAUGCUUCCGCCUGAUCGCUAAAGAGGAGGGCAUGGCCGGUUUGUAUGGUGGCUUGAUGCCCCAUAUGGCUCGGUCCAUUCCUUCCGCAAUCAUCACCCUGGGCGUCUACGAGUUUGUCCUGCGGUUCGUCGGCACAUCCGCAUAA
This is a messenger RNA of Penicillium macrosclerotiorum, 1023 nucleotides long. Its product is annotated as putative mitochondrial carrier protein (Rim2). Gene Ontology annotation, cellular component: mitochondrion. NCBI's taxonomy places the organism in Eukaryota, Fungi, Ascomycota, Eurotiomycetes, Eurotiales, Aspergillaceae. Gene Ontology annotation, molecular function: pyrimidine nucleotide transmembrane transporter activity. The coding region runs from base 1 to 1023 and encodes 340 amino acids. The record is from RefSeq and is a predicted model, not a curated record. Gene Ontology annotation, biological process: pyrimidine nucleotide import into mitochondrion. The transcript is spliced from 3 exons.